UCUUGCCAAGAGGGCGGCCAUUUUUCGUAGCUUCCGCUACAAAUAUACGUUGACAAUCCUUAAAAUAUCGGGGCCAUCUUUGGGUAUUUCGAAGCUUAACUGGGACUAGGAAGACUUCAAUUUAUAGAAACUUUUUACUAUGGGGACAAAGGAUGAUGAAUACGACUAUCUAUUCAAAGUUGUACUUAUAGGAGAUUCUGGGGUCGGAAAAUCAAAUUUACUUUCUCGAUUUACGAGAAAUGAAUUCAAUUUGGAAUCGAAAUCUACCAUUGGUGUAGAGUUUGCAACACGAAGCAUCCAAGUCGACGGAAAAACUAUAAAAGCGCAAAUAUGGGAUACCGCUGGGCAAGAACGAUAUCGAGCAAUAACAAGCGCGUAUUACAGAGGUGCUGUUGGAGCUUUAUUGGUCUACGACAUUGCUAAACACUUGACUUAUGAAAAUGUAGAAAGAUGGUUAAAAGAACUGAGAGAUCAUGCAGAUAGUAACAUUGUCAUCAUGCAAGUUGGUAACAAGAGUGAUUUAAGACACCUUAGGGCAGUUCCAACUGAUGAGGCAAAAGCAUUUGCUGAGAAAAAUGGAUUGUCUUUCAUUGAGACAUCUGCCUUGGAUUCUACCAAUGUUGAAGUAGCUUUUCAAAACAUAUUAACAGAAAUCUACCACAUUGUAUCUCAAAAACAGAUACAUGACUCACCAACAUCAGAUGGAAGUCACCCCAGUAACAAUGUACAGACCAUACAUGUGGCUCCAACUACAGAUGAAGACAGAAGGAAAAGAGUACAGUGUUGUAACACUUAGAUAAUUCACUAGUAUUAUUGUGUUCAGAAAUAAUAUUCUCUUCUAUUCAAAAACUUAGUGGCCAAUAUCUUAUCCUUUGCCAACAAGUUUUUGUGAUGAAUUGAUAAUAAUCAUCAAGAUGUUUCCUUCCUCYGAACCUCUUGAAGCAUAAAGUAGARCCAUCRGCAUAGUGCAGGCCCACUUUCUAUUGUAGUUCGUUGUAAUUGGGGCUGUUUAUCUUAGAGGGUUGCCCUUGUUCUGUUUGAUGUUGCUUUUUUUUUGCAAGGAGGAUUCUUGUGUUGACUAUUAUUUCCAUGUGUCUGUUCAUCAUGAAGAAGUAGGGGGCUAUCCCUUAUCAAGAUGGGGGGUUACUUGUUUUCCUCAAUUUUAUUACUAGCCAUCUACAUUGAAAGGCCACUAACYWAAUACUACUCAAAGCUUCAUGGAAAUGCUUAGCCAAAAUCUCUACCUCAGCUUUAGAUAGGUUCAUUCUGUCUACCGUGCUAGAACCUCUACCUURAAAAAUGAGUCUAUAGUCUGUUUUAGUUUCAUGUGCAAUUGUCAAAUAUUUCUUUUGGUACUAAUGAUUUCAUUGCUGUGUAAUGCUGAUUUUUGUGAUUUGUUGUUAUGUUUGUUGUACAGAUGUCAAUGAUGGUGGGGUUGAUKAAUUAGUGUUUAGAAGUAAUUAUAAAAUAAUCUUUGUCUUACUCAAGUAUCCAUAAACUAAGCUGAAGCUGCAGUUCAUGGUAAGGCAGAUCAAACYGSGCAAGCAAAACAAUAGAUUUAAGACCCCAAGAGGGCAAARAUCUUUUGUUUUGUCCCCAAGCUGAUACUGCUUUGAUUCAAGGGGUCUGUUUCGAUGUGAAAUGUUUCUGACCAUGCRGUCUGAGUUCAGUAGUGUGCACUGUUGUGGGUACUURAGUAAGGUCAUUCUAAAGUGUAAUAUAGCAAUUCAUUUAUAUCUUCUGUUCGUCUGCAGUCACAAGAAAACGUCGUGUUGGCAUGAAUUUGUAUUUUCGUACAACAUGGCUUAUGAUCGACAAAUUUAUACUUAGUUUAAACCAUGUUCWGUAGACAUAACAACAUUUUUGUUUUGCCACAUGGGUUAUAACUAUUCUAGUCAAAAACACAUCAUCUAGAUUUAGUCGAUUGUGCCAACAAGUCGUUAUUAAAGCCCAAUAAUACUAUUCUAAUUUCAAAGGGUUUACCAUAAUGAUAUUCAGAAAGUUUGUAAUAUUAAUGUGCAAAAAAGUGUUUUUGUGCAUUUGUCAAUAUUUUCUUUUUAUGGCCAUUUAUCCUUUCAUUAAAAUGAAAUAAAUAAAAUAUCCGAUUAAAUGUGA
Messenger RNA from Exaiptasia diaphana, 2115 nucleotides. Its product is annotated as ras-related protein Rab-11A. Bases 140 to 796 code for a protein of 218 amino acids. Gene Ontology annotation, molecular function: GTP binding; GTPase activity. Lineage: Eukaryota; Metazoa; Cnidaria; Anthozoa; Actiniaria; Aiptasiidae. The record is from RefSeq and is a predicted model, not a curated record. Gene Ontology annotation, biological process: exocytosis. Gene Ontology annotation, cellular component: recycling endosome. The transcript has 7 exons.